Messenger RNA from Mya arenaria, 822 nucleotides. Its product is annotated as zinc metalloproteinase nas-13-like. The transcript has 6 exons. Lineage: Eukaryota; Metazoa; Mollusca; Bivalvia; Myida; Myidae. Gene Ontology annotation, biological process: proteolysis. Gene Ontology annotation, molecular function: zinc ion binding; metalloendopeptidase activity. The coding region runs from base 43 to 822 and encodes 259 amino acids. The record is from RefSeq and is a predicted model, not a curated record.
CGAGAACUUUGUGAUUGCGAAUUUUUGUUGUACUGAACGAAUAUGUUGCGAUCGAGUGUGUGGCGGCAAACAUGCGUUUUGAUAGUUCUAGUCUUAGGCUCAAAUGGAGGAUAUGUCGAAGGGAAGGCGACAAUUAUUGAAGGGGAUAUAUAUGUGAACGAUAUAGCGGUUGCUGGUACAAUGAGCAAUAAGGACUCCUCAACUCCGGUGACCUACCCUUGGCCUCACGGCGUGGUGCCCUACGUCAUCCACGAUUCUAUAGCCAAGGACAGCGCCAAAAACCAAGCAUUACUUGAUGGGAUGAACAUCAUUAUGAAGAAAACAGCUAAUUGUAUACAAUUCGUACCAAGAAACAACCAUUUAAAUUACACCCACUUCACCGGCGAUAUUUCAGGUUGUUUCAGUGAUGUUGGUAUGAAGCACGGUGCAUUGGCAGUGAAUAUAGGGGAUGGUUGUGGGACAGCAGGGAUCGUCAUGCAUGAGUUGCUGCACGCCCUAGGAUUCUGGCACGAACACAGUCGACAAGACAGGGACGAGUAUGUGAAUAUCCACUACGGAAACAUCAUAUAUGGAGAGAAAAGCAAUUUUCAAAAGAGGUCUGUCCAUGAAGAUCUUGAGACAUGCGUGUCGUAUGACUUCCACUCCCUUUUGCACUAUAAACACAAUGCGUUCUCUCAGCUAUCGACGCUAGACACCAUUACGCCGACGGAAUAUUUCAGUCACUUGGUGAAGAAGACUGAACUUGGCCAAAGGGAUCAUCUCAGUAUUCUUGAUGUUGCAAAGAUAAAGUGGCUUUACCAGUGCCCUCAAGGUGAAACAUAA